Molecule: messenger RNA, 636 nt
Organism: Durusdinium trenchii
Lineage: Eukaryota; Dinophyceae; Suessiales; Symbiodiniaceae
Source: the annotation of a GenBank genome assembly
AUGGUGGGUCGGCAGGCUCUUGGUGCGAUGGCGGGCAACGCCAUGCACACCAGAGCCAUAGGCUUGGGGCAAGAGACAGCUGAGAAGCAAGCGCCAUCGGCCUUGGACUUUGUAGGCAUCUUCAACCAAGCAAUACAAGCAACCAUGAAAGAGAACCCCAGAGUCUCCCAACUGAUUGCAUUGAACACUUGCAUCGCCGACUACAACAAAGACGUGAAGAUCAAGAGGUGGAGGGUUGACACCCUCAAGAGAAAAAUCAUUGGCAACAUGUUGAAAGUUCCCGAGGAAACUAUCAGGAUUCUGGCAGAGCACUACGACUUGCAUCGUCACGGCUCAUCGGGUCCAGAUGCCUUACUCUGGUCGCUCCAAAGCAAUGCGCUUGAGGGGCUUGGUGAAGAGGAAUCUGAGGAUGACAGUGGCAGCGCCAGCAGCAGCAAGAGUGAUUUGCAACGUCGCGCAGGGCUUGUUCCGUCUUGGUUGACUCCCAUCAUUGAGCUUGCUUUGAAUUUGCAUGGGAAGGCCACCGACCACGCGCAGCUUUGGCAAAAAAAUACGUCAGUCCAACUCUUUAUGCAGCAAAAGAUGUACUAUUCCAUUUCGGAAUCAAUGCCCACUGGGCGCCUUGCUUUGAGAUAA